AUGCAGGCCGCCCAGGGUCUAAAAACCGCGUCCUUCUACUACCCGGGAGGCGCAGCCAACUACAGCGGCCAGGUGGUCAACCGUGUGCUUGUUACGGAGGCUGGCCACCCGGACGACAACGAGACAGAGUGGCGUCAGAACAUCGACAAGGUAAUGAGCUGGUUCUCCGAUGAAGACUUUGACCUGGUGACGCUGUACUACGGCGAGCCGGACAACGUGGGCCACGCCAAGGGGCCGGACCACCCGGACAGGAAGAAGAUCAUCCAGCAGAUUGACCGCACCAUCGGCUACCUGAGGGAGGCCAUCAAUCUCCAUAACCUGAACGACAGCCUGAAUGUCAUCAUCACCUCAGACCACGGCAUGACCACUGUCAAGAAGCGACCGCAGGUGGACGAGAUCAUCCUCAACAAAUACCUGAACUUGCUCAAGCUCACCAGCUUUGAGAUACUCGACUACGGCGGGUUUGGCAUCCUGACGCCGCGGCCGGGGAUGGAGCAGAAGGUGUUUGACGCUCUGUCCAAGGCGCCCAAUCUGACGGUCUACAAGAAAGACAAGCUUCCUGAGAGCUUCCACCUCGCCAAAAGUAAGCGGCUGCCUCCCAUCGUGGUUGUCGCAGAUCUGGGAUUCAACCUUAACUCUAGAUUCAUCGUCUACGUCAACAAAGGCGAUCACGGCUACCAUAGCGGAGAGAUGGACAUGAAGGCCAUCUUCAGGGCCUUCGGACCAGACUUUAAGCAGAACUUCGUGUCCGAGCCGUUCGACAGCAUCCACGUCUACCCUCUGAUGUGUAAACUGCUGCAGAUCGAACCGGCGCCGCACAACGGAUCACUGGCCGUGACGGAGAACCUGCUGCUGCACAGCAGUGGAUCCCAGAGAACUCGACUGUCCGUCGCUCUGCUGCUGUCCAUGCUGAUCUUCAUGUUCACUGUGCUGCUGUAACAGAUCCAGGAUCAGCUUCCACCUCCUCAUCUGAAACAUUAUGGAUUGUAAUAAUUUCUUAAUGUUUACCAUGUUGAUGUCGAAGACUUUCACAGCUUCCGUCAGUGUUGCUCAGGAAGCUUUUUCUUGGAUUUAUGUGUCAUAUUAUUAUUAUUAUUGAGUAUUUUAUGUUUAGUUUUUUCCCCCUAUAUAUUACAGCUGCACAGCGAAUACUUCAGUAAAAAUGUUUCACCUCUAAAACAUGUUUUUUUAUCAUGUCCAUGGAGAUGAGUGUCAGUUAGGGAAAGGAUCAUGGCCACAUAUGAAAACUUUAUAGAUUUUAAUGUCAGAAUUCUGACAUUUGAGUUUUUCCUCAGUGUUGACUUUAAAUUCAGAACUCAAAUACAUUUUUUUCUUCCACAUGUUCCACACAUAAUUCUUCUGUAGUCACUAGGUCUGCUAAGUUAAAUGUAAAUACAUUCAAAUUUGAUGUUAAAUAUUAUAUUUCCCAGUAUAUUUAUUUACUGCAGUGCUCAAGGUCCUCUUAUUAACCAGGUUGUGCAGUAUAAGUGACUUGGUCCUCAGUUUUCACCGUUUCAACAACCACAAAUCAGAUUAUUAUCGUU
Molecule: messenger RNA, 1544 nt
Organism: Micropterus dolomieu (smallmouth bass)
Lineage: Eukaryota; Metazoa; Chordata; Actinopteri; Centrarchiformes; Centrarchidae
Exons: 4
Coding region: 1-939 (312 amino acids)
Source: RefSeq, a predicted model, not a curated record